Molecule: messenger RNA, 717 nt
Organism: Colletotrichum paranaense
Lineage: Eukaryota; Fungi; Ascomycota; Sordariomycetes; Glomerellales; Glomerellaceae
Exons: 2
Coding region: 1-717 (238 amino acids)
Source: RefSeq, a predicted model, not a curated record
AUGUCGUCCCAGAUCGAGUACAAUCAGAUGCCAAGAGAGCCUGCGCCAGCCGUGCUCUCGGAACAAAAGAUUAGCUCUCAGCAACCUGUAUGUUCGCUCCCUUCAGCCAUCUCCAUACUUACCAUGUCGGUUUUGGUUUUCCCCUCUUCUCUGGUGAUUGUCGGGCCCGAAUCAGCCGAUGACGAUGGAUCAAUCAGCGAACCUGCGAGGUGGCGGCGAUGGCGGAGUAAGUUGAAAAAAAAUCCGACCCAAUCCCUCCCCUUCUUCGAUAUUCCUACGCUGUCUGUAAUUUUGGUAGAGCUCGAGAAAUCAGAAAUAGAGCGCUGGAAAACGCGAUUGGGAUUCUUUUUCUCUUCAACCACACGCUCAAAAGCACAUAAUUGGCUAACGUGUUAUGCUCUUCUCGGUAGGCUGUCUGCUGCGGUCUCUGCGCCGGCCUCUGUUGCUACGAAUGCUGCGAGUGCUGCUGCUGCUGCUGUUAAGUCGUAUCGGAACGUCACACGUCGAAGGCACUUUUGGGUGUCGUUUCCCUCGAGACACACCCAGAAGAUGGUCAACGCAGUGGACGUUACUUUCUGUAUAGACCGAAUAUCGUUUCGAGAUGGAGGGUGUAUCGUAGACCGACCAAGAUCAAGACUACUCUCAUUGGGAAUCCGUGAGAGAAGGAGACUGAGGAAUUCGCGAGCGAGAGUUCGAUAUCAAAUGGGUGGCUCGUAG